Lathyrus sativus (Indian pea) is the source of this 342-nucleotide messenger RNA. The record is from the annotation of a GenBank genome assembly. NCBI's taxonomy places the organism in Eukaryota, Viridiplantae, Streptophyta, Magnoliopsida, Fabales, Fabaceae.
AUGUAUCCUUUUGAAAGACUCAUGGGUGAUUCAAAGAGAUCAGUGAAAAAUAAGGCUAAAGUUAAGGGUUCAAUAUGUGCAUAUUAUUUGCAUCAGGAAUCAUCACAGUUUUGCUCUCAUUAUUUCAAUCAUAUGAUGUUAAUUCCAAGAAUCAUAAGGAAUAAAGUUAAUUUUAUAGAAAGAAGUACAUUCACCUUAUCAGUCUUUGGUCUUCCUGGUCGGAGUUCUGGAAAGACGAAUGUGCACUGGCUGAUCGAAAAAGAAUUGCAAUCUGCUCAUGUUCAUAUAUUGAUUAAUUGUGUUGAAGUUAAACCAUACAUUGAGUCAUUUAAUAAUUACUAA